GCGGGGCGCGCGGGCCAAGCGGGACGGCGGACCGCCGCCCCCGGGGCCCGGGCCGACCGAGGAGGGGGCGCGCGAGCCCGGCUGGUGCAAGACCCCGAGCGGCCACAUCAAGAGACCGAUGAACGCGUUCAUGGUGUGGUCGCAGCACGAGCGGCGGAAGAUCAUGGACCAGUGGCCCGACAUGCACAACGCCGAGAUCUCCAAGCGCCUGGGCCGCCGUUGGCAGCUGCUACAGGACUCGGAGAAGAUCCCGUUCGUGCGGGAGGCGGAGCGGCUGCGCCUCAAGCACAUGGCGGACUACCCGGACUACAAGUACCGGCCUCGCAAGAAGAGCAAGGGGGCACCCGCCAAGGCGCGGCCCCGCCCCCCCGGAGGCGGCGGUGGCGGCGGUAGCCGGCUCAAGACCGGGCCGCAGCUGCUGGGCCGCGGGAGCCGCCGAGCGCCGGGAGGGCCUCUGGGGGGCGGCACGGCGGCGCCCGAGGAUGACGAGGACGACGACGACGAGGAGCUGCUGGAGGUGCGGCUGGUGGAGACCCCCGGACGCGAGCUGUGGAGGAUGGUCCCGGCGGGACGCGCGGCUCGGGGACCCGCAGAGCGCGCUCAGGGGCCGUCGGGUGAGGGGGCGGCUGCCACAGCUGCCUCCCCGACCCUGUCGGAGGACGAGGAACCGGAGGAAGAGGAGGAGGAGGCGGCCCCGGCUGAGGAGGGCGAAGAGGAGACGGGGGCGUCCGGGGAGGAGCCGCUGGGCUUUUUGUCCAGGAUGCCUCCAGGCCCCGCCGGCCUGGACUGCAGUGCCCUGGACCGCGACCCGGACGUGCUGCCCCCUUCGGGCACAUCACACUUCGAGUUUCCGGACUACUGCACCCCCGAGGUGACCGAGAUGAUCGCAGGGGACUGGCGCCCGUCUAGUAUCGCCGACCUGGUUUUCACCUACUGAGCCCACCGUCAGCGGGGCGCGCACGCCCCCAAACCAGCUGUUUACAUACAGGAAUCAGGUAUUGGGGCCCCUCGGAGGCCGAGGCUGGCACCCCAUCUCCCGCGCAGCCUCCCCCCUCCUGGUCGUGCCCAUCCCCCUUCAGAUCCAGACAUACCCCCUUCCUCCGCCGACACACCCCAAGGCAGCCCAACCCCCACCCUUCCCCUGCCAUCCAAGCCCCUCCCAUGCAGUCCCAUCCCGGGUAGCCACCAGCAGCCAACCCCCCUCUGUACACCUCCCGUCUCUCUUACAUACCUGCACCCCUCCCCCACUUUGCACACGCCCCUCCUCGUGGCCGGACGACACGCCCCCUCGCUUGAGACUCCCUCCUCCCUGGCCCCGCCUGCUCUGGUGGCUAGGGGGGCGCAGCGGGCUAGCGGCCAGGGCGCGCUCCUCCCCGGCCCUUCCCUUCGUGGGGGGAGGGGCAUGCUUCUCCCCCACCCCCCUGGAGCUCGAGGCCCCACCCCUCAGCUCGAACUAUCCCCCUUCUUGCGCAUGCUUGAUGCUGCUUGGAGGGGGUUGGUCCCAGUCGAGCUGCACGCCUCUCUUGCCAGCUCCGAAAAAGGAGGGGCCGACUAUAGAGUGAUCCUAAGAAAUCCUUUGAUCCCGGAGCCCGUGGCUUCCUCUCGACCCAGUGGGGCGUCACUGCCUUAAUGGGAGGAGCACUCGGAAGGGAGAGUUAGAAACUAACCAGACCUAAAAGGUUGGUUCGAGCUUGAAACUCUCCAAGUGGCACAACCCCUUUUCUCUGAUGGGGUCCCCAAGCCCACCACCACCUCGACCGCGCGACUGCCUUCAGAGUCCAUUUUGGUUCCCCGAAACUUCCUUUCCCCGAGUGGGAAUGUGGAGUUGGAUCCUUGUCAGUAAAUCCACCCAACCCAGAUGGGGCUGUCCAAGAGAACUCAGAACCAAGACAAGUCUGGGGACAGGGUCCCUGCCGCUCCAUCCUCCUCCUCGGGAAGCGCCCUAUCAGCUCAGGGCAUCCUCUCAGCCUGGGUUCCUCCCUAAGCCCACCGCCCCUUCCCGUCCAGAUCCAGUCGCAGCCGGAGCUGCAGUAUUAAGUGGGAGAAACUGAGGAACGUUGGUGCUAGGGUUUAGGUCUGAGGCAAGAUAGUAGAUGGGGUGGCAGGAAAGAGUCCCACGUCUGAACAGUGGCUUGGAAGAGACUGAGGGAGUGGAGCGAAGCUAGGCGGUUUGCGCCUCAGUCUUCCCUUGUGAGAACUCGGGAUAGUGUUACUGUAGAGAGGAGGAAGUUGUGCCCAGACCAGGUUGCCCUCCAGAGCCCUGCCCCGGUGCCAUGUCUCCAUCACUGGUCCUCCCACUCCAGCCUCGCCCCUCCGGCCUCCCCAUCCCCCUCUGCCCUCACUACCUGUAUCUCACCGGCGUGUGUUGUACCCUCUGGGUGUCUUCACACACACUCAUUCACACACACACAAAUCUCAGGAACAAACGGUCCCAGAGUCCUCCGUGACCCUUGCCCAGGGUCUCUGCAGGUCUCUGCCCCACGCGUUCCCUUCGCUGACAAAGCCACCAGCUGCCUCCUUUAAGCUUGGUGCUCCGGCUCUGGGCCUUUCUUGCGCUUUUUCUCUCUUCUGUUUUCUUUUCCUUUUCCUUGGUUUUUUGUUUUUGUUUGUUUUGUUUUGGUUUUUUGUUUUUGUUUUUUAAGAAAACGAUAACAAAAAGACAAUGAAAAAAAAACGGAAAACGUCAUGUGAGUGAAGAGAUGUCACUGUCUGUGGUCUUGGAGAACUAGUCUCGUAGCUGAGAGGAGGGGGUCCCUCCCUCCGUCUGGGGCGCUGGCACCCACAGCAGGACUUCGCCAGUCUGAUGCCAGGACUGAAUAAAGUGUAUUUGCCCCGAC
Nannospalax galili (Upper Galilee mountains blind mole rat) is the source of this 2837-nucleotide messenger RNA. RefSeq names its product SRY-box transcription factor 12 (gene Sox12). The transcript has a single exon. Gene Ontology annotation, biological process: cell differentiation; anatomical structure morphogenesis; negative regulation of transcription by RNA polymerase II. Bases 119 to 937 code for a protein of 272 amino acids. The record is from RefSeq and is a predicted model, not a curated record. NCBI's taxonomy places the organism in Eukaryota, Metazoa, Chordata, Mammalia, Rodentia, Spalacidae. Gene Ontology annotation, molecular function: DNA-binding transcription factor activity, RNA polymerase II-specific; RNA polymerase II cis-regulatory region sequence-specific DNA binding.